GAAUGAACAGAAAUCGAAAGCGUUUUACACGCAAGGGCUGGCGCCUGGCGAUAUAAUUUGGAGACAAAUAAUUGCGGAUAAUUAGCUGGGAAAUAACAUUUUUACGUUGUAAUUUGUGCUGUCAUAACGUGUAAAUAUGUGAUAAUUUUAUUUGUCUGAUUCACGUUUAGGGGCGACCAUCCACUGAACAUUUCUGUUUCCAGAGGGCGGUCGGAUAGCGGCUGUCGGCGUUCGGCGCUCGUUACGCCGUCGGCGCAGGGUCGGAGACACGAUGAACGGCGGCGGCACGCAGCACGUGGCCACGGUCACCCUGCCGGCCGGCCUGGACGUCAGUCUGGUGAGCUCGCCGGCUCCCACUACUCCCCUCUCCGUCGGACUGCCGGCCACGCGGCAGCGCAAAUACAACUUCUCGUUUCGCGAGAAGGAGCUGCUGGUUUCGCUGAUCGAGCGGCACGGCGGCGUGGUCGAGUCGCGCACUGGGGACGGCGUCACCAUCGAACAGAAGGUGGCCGCCUGGGCCGACGUCCAGCAGCGCUUCAACCAGAUGAACGGGCCCGCCCAGGAGCGCAGCGUCACAGAGCUGAAAAAGUGCUACUGGAACCUGAAGCAGAAGACCAAGAAGGCGCUGGAUGCCGGCAGAGAGGCGGCGGCCACCGGCGGCUCGACCAAGAUCGACCGCGUGCUCUGGAGGAUCGCGCAGCUGGCGCCCGAACAGUUCGAGGGCCUGCUCGACCUGCACUGCGAGGUGGUGGACGCCGUGCCAGAGUUCGAGUCCAAAGCGCCGAACAUUGGCGAUAAAUGGGACAUCGCCGGCCAGCUGUCGAUCAAGCAGGACUCUGUGGACCUCUCUGACCUGGAGGCCUCUAACGCGUCGCGCGCUGACUCGCCCGAGCGGUCCCGCAGCGCUCCGUCGCCCUCCAACGAGAUGGAGGUGUACCCCGUCAUUCCGAGCGACUACCUGGCAGUGGAGAUGCGGUCGACGUCCCCGCAGCAGCAGCAGACACAGCAGACGCCACAGCAGAAUCAGCAGACACAGCAGCAGGCGCAGCAGCAGAAUCAGCACCAGCAGCAGGCUCAGCACCAGCCGCUGCCGCCGCAGCCGUCCAUGGUGCCCACCUCGCAGCAGGCAGCUCACCUGGCCACCCUCGCCGAGCAGUGGCGGGCGGCGGCCGGCCUCUGGACGCCACCCGGCCUACCCGAGCUGCAUCGGCUGGUGAACGGCGGCGGGGCGGCGCACAGCCAGGCGGCGGCGGCGGCGGCGGCCGCGCUGGGCCAGGGUCUGAGCGCGCUGGCGACGUCCCGGCCGCGGCCGGUGCCGUCGGUGCCGGAGCCGGCCGGCGCCGAGAGGCGCGGCACCAAGAGGCCGGCCGGCGACCCGGAGACGGCAGAGCUGGAGCUGCGCCGGCUCGAGCACGAGUACAAAAUGCGCCUGAUGCGUCAGGAGGCCGAACAGAUGGAGGCGCGCCACGCGCUGCAGAUGCAGGUGCUCGAGCAGCAGCGCGCCUUCUGGAGCGAGGCGCUGGCGCGGGUGCGGCGCGGCGAGCCCACCAUGCCGUUCGGCAUGUAACGGCGCCGACGACUGCCCCAUUUCGCCCCUCCCCUCCCCGCCCCGUCCCCCUCGACCAGUCAGCUGGUCACUCGGUCGGGUCGCCCCCCCCCCCCUCACUCACUCACUUCGCAACUGUCAGUAUUGUAGUAGUGAUACGCCACCGCAGGGACUUACGAUGAGUGCUUCCAUCGUGCGCGCGUUGUUGACUUUUGGCCGCGGAUGCGGAGAAGGCCGGCAUGAUAUUACUGCAUCAUGAUAUUAAACGUGUCAUGACAUUAAUAUGUCAUGACUGACAUUACGUCGUCUUUAGGCGUGUACAAAGUGUCUCGUUUUACAACGUUUCCUUGACGAAGAACAGUUUUUUGUAGCUAUUUUCUUUAGAAUAUACUCGUCUAUUUUUA
Molecule: messenger RNA, 1950 nt
Organism: Amphibalanus amphitrite
Lineage: Eukaryota; Metazoa; Arthropoda; Thecostraca; Balanomorpha; Balanidae
Exons: 3
Coding region: 272-1567 (431 amino acids)
Source: RefSeq, a predicted model, not a curated record